Molecule: messenger RNA, 1467 nt
Organism: Eremothecium sinecaudum
Lineage: Eukaryota; Fungi; Ascomycota; Saccharomycetes; Saccharomycetales; Saccharomycetaceae
Gene: SEC59
Product: dolichol kinase
Exons: 1
Coding region: 1-1467 (488 amino acids)
Biological process (GO): dolichyl monophosphate biosynthetic process
Cellular component (GO): endoplasmic reticulum membrane
Molecular function (GO): dolichol kinase activity
Source: RefSeq, a predicted model, not a curated record
AUGGGCAAAAAGGUUAGUAAACGAUCAACAUCAUAUUAUGCUGUUAUAAGAACAUUACUUAGUGGAGAGCGCGUUGUUCAAUGGGUGAUUCUUGGUACAACGUUUUUUCUCGCAGCUAAUAAGCUCAUUAAAACAAAUGAUGAUAUCGCCUUAUUUGUUACUCUAUUGGGCACAGCGGUGGCUUUUGGUGUAGGAAAUGCGGUUUGGUACAGACCCGGUGGUUCUCAGAUUAUUAAGACUUUACCCUCGUUCAACACUGUGUAUUUGCUAUUUCUACCAUUUAUGUUGAGCUUACUUUUCAACAGGGAUUUGGUGCUGGUCAAUUGUGCUAUGGCACUGAAUAUAUCUUUGAUACCGGUGUUUAUUCGUCUUCCAAUACAGUUCGCGAUAUUGUUGUUUAAUUAUGGGUACCACGACGAUGCCCUGAGGAACUUGGUAGCAUUGUUUAUCAACAGCUUUGCAUGCUUUAUGUUGGAGCAUAUUUCUGAGUUGAAAUCUUUAGAUGAAACGGAAUGCAAUUUGUUUUCGAUCUUGUUAACCAACGUGAUUUUCCUAAUUCAUUCCGAUUCACGUCCAUUCCUCAUUCUGAAGACGUGUAUGUUGGCGUUCCUUGCGGGAGUCCUGGUGAAUUACUCUGUAUUAACACUCUGUCGUCCCAUUCACCCUAUGUUUAGGACCCUAACGUUGCUUACCAUGUUUGCUAUAGUUUAUACGGGAUUCAUAUUAAAGUUCCUGCAUAUUGACAAAGUUAAUAACGGAAAUGCUUUGAUUUGGUUGUUGCGUUUUAUUUGGCAGAGUAAGACUCGCAUGACAAUUUUAUCGUGCUGGAUAGCUUCCUUAUUUCUAUUGUUUCCGAAUGUAUUUUUCUUCAAGUCUAAAAUGUCCUUGAAUAUGUCUAGGAAGAUUUGGCACUUUCUACUUCUACCAUUAGUAGUACCUUCAAUGCUAAUAGAACCUGAGUUCACAUCCAUUGCGUUAGCUGGUAUUAUGACAACUUUUUUUGUCGUUGAGUAUUUCCGUUACAUGGAAUUGGCGCCGUUAGGAACAUUCAUCAAUUCACAAUUUUAUCAUUUUGCAGAUUACAGAGAUCUUAAGGGUCCACUUAUUGUAUCCUACAUAUACUUGAUGCUAGGAGUGUCGUUUCCGCUAUUAGUAAAUCAAUCAUUGGUCGGAAUAAUAAGUUUAGGAGUUGGUGAUUCACUUGCUUCCAUUGUUGGCAAGAACUAUGGCAGAAAUCGCUGGCCUGGUACGAGAAAAACAAUAGAAGGUACUGUUGCAUUCGUAUUUUCUACUGCGAUGUUUGCGCUCGUAGCUCAGCGCUAUUUUGGAGCCUUUAAGGGUCUCUCUGAUGGCAGAAUCAUAUUGGCAUGCGUUCUAUCAGGAGUUUUGGAAGGUAAUUCCACAUUAAAUGAUAAUUUACUAAUCCCCGCGUUUAUGAUGAUUAUAAUGGAAUUAUUUAAAUACUGA